Aspergillus heteromorphus CBS 117.55 is the source of this 1666-nucleotide messenger RNA. Its product is annotated as BAR domain protein. Gene Ontology annotation, molecular function: protein binding. The coding region runs from base 320 to 1624 and encodes 434 amino acids. The transcript is spliced from 5 exons. Gene Ontology annotation, cellular component: cytoplasm. The record is from RefSeq and is a predicted model, not a curated record. Lineage: Eukaryota; Fungi; Ascomycota; Eurotiomycetes; Eurotiales; Aspergillaceae.
GUCGCAAAUUGAAUUUCCCUCCUCCCACUUAGGCAUCGACCUACUUGUCUUCUAGCCCUUUCUCUUUCUAUCAUUCGUUCCCAACCUCGCCUCCUGGCUGUGGCGUGCUCUUUGGGUCUGUUCACUGCUGCGUCCUUUGCUCGCAUAGCGCCUCUUUCGUUCGAUCCUCUAUCGGACAACUUUUGAUCCGCUGUCAUAAUCGAGGCGGAUUGGUAGUCCCGCAGCAUUCCUGGUGCCCAGUACUGGACACAUUUGAACAACCCACCACCAUUCGUUCGCAGUUCUAUUUGUUCCUCAUUCGCUACAACAGCCAGUCAACAUGAACGUCAACCGCAAAUUCGAUCGUUUUAAGCAAUGGGCGGGGGAAAGAAUGGGAGGCGAAGUCAAAACCAAUCUCUCCGAUGACUUCAAAGCCAUGGAGACGGAGAUGAAUGUCCGGCACGAGGGAGUUGAUCGCAUCCACAAGGCAACGGCCUCCUACAUCAAGUCCGUGUCGAAGCGUAGCGAAGGCGACGACAAAGAAAAGACCCUCCCUAUCGCUCACAUGGGCAGCAGUAUGGUUAGCCAUGGAGAGGACUUCGAUGCGAACUCUGAGUAUGGCCGCUGCAUGACCAUGCUUGGAAGGGCCGAGGAGCGUCUUGCUCGUCUGCAAGAGGCCUACAUUUCGCAAGUGAAUGCGGGAUGGCUUGAAUCGCUGGAACAUUCCUUGACUCAGAUGAAAGAAUACCAGUUCGCUCGGAAGAAGCUGGAUAGCCGACGGUUGGCCUACGAUACUUCGCUCUCCAAAAUGGAGAAAGCGAAAAGAGAGGACUUCCGGGUGGAGGAAGAGCUCCGGACCCAGAAGGUCAAGUACGAGGAGGCCAAUGAUGAUGUGCAUCGGCGGAUGCAGGAUAUCAAGGAAUCCGAAGUCGAAGGUGUCAUGAAUCUGGAAGCCUUCAUGGAGUCUCAACUGGACUACCAUGAACGGUGCAGGGAAGUGCUUCUCCAACUCAGAAAUGAGUGGCCUAGCAGGCAAUCUCUCGCCCAGACCCCGGGUUCCCGUCGGCCGGGACGUCCUCGCUCAAACACCGCACAUUCUUACCACGAACGCUACGAGCCACUGCACGAGGAGGAGGUUGCCAACGAGGCAGACCUGCGACCCAUCAUUCGUUCGACCAGGGCUGCUUCAAUCGAGCCGACCGCGAGGGAGGUCUACCCCCCGGAUGCGUUCUCCCAAAGACCUGUCCUGAAUCGGACCACAACGUUCGAGGGUCCUACGCAGUUACGCCAGGAACAAUCCUCCAGCCCGUACCAAUGGCCGUCCCGAGCAGCCAGCGAGAACUUUGUUGGUCGCAGAAACAGUGUUGUGCAAGCUCGGUCCCUGGGCAGGUCGUACGGGGACUCGUACAUGGAACAGUCCGAAGAUGGCGGAUCGUACAGUACUAGCCCCGAGCGGUCUUAUAGGGGACGGACGGAGUCCCCAGGUCCGUCGUAUGGAAGUGUUUCGAGGAAAUCCAGUUCAACAACGCUGAACGGCUCGUCACUGUACAAGAAGGCUCCUCCGCCCCCGCCUCCCCGCUCGAAGAAGCCCGCUCCCCCACCGCCACCGAUGAAGAGACCCAUUCUCAGUGGAGGUGAUAUGUAGGGGCCUCUUGUUUCGAAAGCGCUGGAGCGUGGUGGUGGUGGU